Messenger RNA from Danio aesculapii, 2525 nucleotides. RefSeq names its product zinc finger DHHC-type palmitoyltransferase 23b (gene zdhhc23b). The record is from RefSeq and is a predicted model, not a curated record. Lineage: Eukaryota; Metazoa; Chordata; Actinopteri; Cypriniformes; Danionidae. Gene Ontology annotation, cellular component: Golgi apparatus; endoplasmic reticulum. Gene Ontology annotation, molecular function: protein-cysteine S-palmitoyltransferase activity. Gene Ontology annotation, biological process: protein targeting to membrane; peptidyl-L-cysteine S-palmitoylation. The coding region runs from base 277 to 1560 and encodes 427 amino acids. The transcript is spliced from 5 exons.
CGUACCGCUGCAGUGUUUAUGUCACGCUACUUCCUGGUGCUUUUCGAAGUAAACUUCAUACAUUUGGACUUGCCAUAUAUAUUUUCAGCCACUCCUUGUAGAUUCUGUAAAGUGAAUGAUUAGGUACCUAUGGAGAAGAAGGCUAAAAAGACUAGAAUGUUUCGAAAUUCAACCCGAGGCAGCUGGCGAGCAUGUUUACAGUACUUCCGAUAGGAACUUCAUCUGCUGUAGUAUGAAUGUGUUGUGCUAAAUGCGGGAGUUCUGUUUUAUGGGUUGAUGUCCAUCAUGAAGAAGAGAUCCAGUCGAGCAGUAGAUCCAGAUGAGCUUCUGUGCUGUUGUGAGUACAUUGACCGUCACGGCAGUCGCAGUCACAUGGUGGCAUGUUGCUGUGAUUGUGAGGAUUUGGAUGAAGCUUGUGACAGAUGGAUGAACAAGGAGCCUCAAAACCCAGACUCUGUGUCUCGGGCACUGGCCACCAUCAAUGACCGUCUGCGGGUGCCUUGGAUAUCCGGUGCCCGACAAAUAGACAUAUCACUCAUCCCUCCUCUCAUUCUGCUGCCCGUUUCUUUGCACAUUGCAGCUUUGCACUACCUGCUGGGUAUUACAAUGCUGACAGUCAUGCCCAUCACUGUCCUGUGGUAUUAUUUCUUCACACACCGAAAGAAAGGACGCACUCUAUUCUUCCUCGGCCUCGCUCUGUUCUCCCUCUUCUACAUGUUCUACCUGUUCCUCACGCAGGUGGUUCCUCGAGGGGAAGUCAAUGAGCUCCAGCUGGCUUUGGUGACUGCUGGUGUCGCUCUCACUGUUAUUUUCCUCAUGCUCACCAAAAGAGGGCCAGGUUUGGUCAGACCUCGUCUAUCUGAGACUCACAGUACAGUGACGUAUCACAACGCUCCGCCUGAUGUAGAUGGGGUUUAUCUGAAUGGAGCCCGACAUCAGGUGGUCAUAGGCAGUCGGGUCACUUCAUCUGAACACACUAGUGAAGCCGGUACAGGAGAAGGAAAGGGCAUUCAGAAGAGGAACUGGUGUGCUGUGUGUAAGGUGGUGCGUCCUCAAAGAGCCGGACACUGCAGGAUCUGUGGGGUCUGUGUACUGAGGCUGGAUCAUCACUGUGUCUGGAUCAACAGUUGUGUUGGACUGGCCAAUCACCGCACUUUUCUUCUGACGCUGCUCUUCUUCCUGCUGACAUCGAUUUACGGCAUCAGUCUGGUUCUGGCAAGUGUGUGUCCUGAUCAGAGAGUCUUGACUGCACUCUUCUACUGUCCCAACGUCUACAGUCAAUACAGUUCUGCUCUGUGCUUCACCUGUGCCUGGUACAGCAGUAUCGUGACUGGAGGUUUGCUUCACCUGCUGCUCCUGCAGAUCCUCAACAUCAGCCUGAACGUGACGGAGCGAGAGGCACGUCUGGCCCUGAGAGAGAAGAGCGCUCAAAGACGCCUCUGGGGUCUCAUCGUCUACACCGGCCAUUAUUCCAGAGGAUUCUGGAGCAACUGGACUGAGUUCUUGACUAUGACUGAAGAUACACAGCCAGCAGAGCACAAAGCACAAGAUCUGGUGUAGAAACUGAGUGUUUAUACAGUGACCAGCAGGAAUGAGUACAUUAUAUUUUUAAACUUUUUUGAGAAUAUGGAAUUACAGUUUCAUUAAACAGUUCUAUUUAUUAACAUAACAAUGUGGUGACUUAACAUCUUUAGGAUAAGGAAAAUAAUUCAUAAAUUCUUACAACUCUUCUUUUUCUUGAUUUGUUUUGAAAUUAUUUUGAUAGUUUAGUUGAAGAUUAGUACCUGUUUUGGCUGUGGUACUGAAUAAUCUUAUGGAAAAUUUGUAAUCCAAAUUUGCACAAAUAUAUCUCAUUGUAUGGCAUUCCAUUGAAAGAAUUAAAGGGUUCCCCCAAAUAUGAAAAUUCUGCCAUCAUUUACUCACCCUUUUUUCUUCUGUUGAACUCAAGGUAUUUGAAACAACUGUGGAAACCUGUUCACACUGAAUUCUGUAGUAUUUGUUUCUCCUAUUAUGGAUGUCAAUGGCUACUAGCAGCCCCUCCAGGAUUUUGUAGGUCCAAAUAGAUCUUGAUUUUAAUAGAUUAUUUGUAUUUCACAGAAAAAUGAAGAGUUAAAGGUGAGUAAAUGAUGACGGGGAAGAUUUGGGUGAACUAUCUCUUUAAUUUAAAAGUGAGAUGGGUAUUUUGCAGAGACAUUUUAGGAUGUACUUGUUUGUGCUGGGCAGUGAAGUAUCAUGUUGCGCUACUUAAUGCCUUCAACAUUGGUUCCAGGCUCAGUCAGUUUUCUGGCUCCGCUGGAGGUCCUCCUCAGAGUCAGCAGAUGGCAGUGUUGUAGUGUUACGUGUCUGUCACAGCGUUGUUACUCAGGUGAGGAUCAGUGUUUACAAAUCUGUUCUUAUUAAUUAGUUUUUCUAAUCCUUUACAUUGUUGAUUACAAUAAAAAAAACUUUGGAUUUGCAGCUUUGGAAAGACUUUAGACAACUUGAAAAUUCUCUGGAUUUAGUAGUGGAUUUUUUUUUAUUUUAUU